UUUACGUUUUACACCUAGCAGUAAUAUUGCAGAAGAUGCUGUGAAGGGGCGGUCGCGGAUCUGGAAUCCACGGAAAGUUUGGUAGCUUUUAGCGGCCCGCAAUGGUAAUUUACGGCGUGUACAUUGUGAACAAGUCCGGUGGGUUGAUAUUUAACCUGGACCACAACCUGCCCAAGAUAGAGACGGAGAAAACGUUCAGCUACCCGCUGGACAUAAAUCUGGAGUACGAGCCAAAACGGAUCUCCGUCGCAUUCGGCCAGCGGGAUGGCAUUAAUGUGGGUCAUCAUUUGGUUGGCGUAAACGGGAUCCAGGUGAACGGUGCCAUCCUCGAGGAUGGGCGUGACGUGCGGGAAAUCAUCGAAAGCAAGGACAGCUAUCCGCUGUCGCUCAAGUUCAGCCGGCCCAAGAUGACGACGAACGAGAAGAUUUUCCUGGCCAGCAUGUUCUAUCCACUGUUUGCGAUAGCGAGCCAGCUCAGCCCGGAACCGAAGAGCAGCGGUAUCGAGGUGCUGGAAGCCGACACAUUCCGCCUGCACUGCUUCCAGACGCUGACCGGCGUAAAGUUUAUGAUCUUUGCCGAAAACAGCCAGCCCGGGAUCGAUGUGCUGUUGCGCCGGAUCUACGAGCUGUACGCGGACUACGUGCUGAAGAAUCCGUUCUACUCGCUCGAGAUGCCGAUCCGGUGCGAGCUGUUCGAUACGAACCUGCAGACGCUGCUGGAUCAGGUGGAGAAGGGUGGUGUGGCUAGUAUUUAAGGCGAGCAUUAAUUUCAGUAUAAAGUUAUGGAUGAUAUCAA
Messenger RNA from Anopheles merus, 796 nucleotides. It is a transcript of the gene Trs23, whose product is annotated as trafficking protein particle complex subunit 4. NCBI's taxonomy places the organism in Eukaryota, Metazoa, Arthropoda, Insecta, Diptera, Culicidae. The record is from RefSeq and is a predicted model, not a curated record. The transcript is spliced from 2 exons. The coding region runs from base 102 to 755 and encodes 217 amino acids. Gene Ontology annotation, cellular component: TRAPP complex. Gene Ontology annotation, biological process: endoplasmic reticulum to Golgi vesicle-mediated transport.